GGGGGCUCGUGCGCCCCCUCCGCCCCCAGCUGCGCUGCUGGCAUCCCGGGGGCUGCGGGGCGGCAGAUGGUUGGGCCGGACGAUGCCGGAGCUCAAGGCGGCGCAGCCUUGUUUCCCGCGGGCCGGCAGGAGGAGGAGGCGGAGGAGGACGGGGAGUGGGAUGGGAGCCGGAGCCUGAGCGGCGGCUCAGGGCAGGAGGAGCUGCUACUGCAGCGGUACCUGGCCGGGAAGGUCGGCCCUGCCGCGCCUGCGGGGCUAGGCUGCAAGUGCUGCCCGGAGAGACCCCCCAACGGGGCCGCCUGUGUCCUGGGCCCCCACGGGAGAAUGACCAACGGAGACGCCGGCUUCCUGCUGCCGCUGGAGGAGCCGCCUGCUUGGGCCGUGCGGACCGAGCCGGGGCCUGAGGAGAAGGAAGCGAGACUGCCCAAUGGGGGCUUCCCUCACUUCCUCCCCGAUCCGGAGCCGGGGGGCGGCGCGAGCCGGGCAAGCCCGCCGGCGGGGGCCGCCCUGGAAGAGCCGCUGAGAAGUUGUUGCUUGGGGCCCGAGCCGGAGGGGGGCGCGGCGGUUGGUAGCGGAGCUGGGACUGAAAGCCUGUCAGAAGCCGCAGCCGGCGUCCGGACUCUCCGGGACUGCAGCGAUGGGGCUACUGCGGCGGGAGCCCUUUGCACGGCGCCUCUGGGCUUCACAGACAUUAACCUGAAUUCCCGCAACACCUACGAAGUGAGCCGGCGGCGAAGCGCCCCGGAGCACCUGCCCCAUGAGGGGACACCGGCCACCGCCCCGGCCCCUUCCCAGGAGCCGACGGACAAAACCGAGAGAAUUGCUAUCCCUGGCAGCAGCAGCGGCAUCGCCGACUUCAUUACAAGAAACUUUUUCACCAAAAGGACAAAGGAACUCAAACCUGGUCUCCACAGUGCUCCUGGCUGGAAGUUAUUUGGAAAAAUCCCUCCCAGAGAAAACUUUCAGAAAGAUUCCAAAAUAAUUCAGCAGGAUGACAGUUCUGGCAGAGUUACAUCAGUAUCUACUCUCAAUCUGUUAAACACAGGGGAAUAUGAAGCACGAACAGGAAGAACAUGUAAACCUCCACCCCAGGCAACAAGACGUAAAAAUUUUGAAUUUGAACCACUUUCAACUACUGCUCUUAUUUUGGAGGAUCGACCGUCAAAUCUUCCUGCCAAAUCCAUAGAGGAGGCUUUACGUCACAGACAAGAAUAUGAUGAAAUGGUGGCAGAGGCAAAAAAACGAGAAAUUAAAGAAGCACAUAAAAGGAAAAGAAUAAUGAAAGAACGAUUCAAGCAAGAGGAGAACAUUGCUAGUGCUAUGGUGAUUUGGAUCAAUGAAAUAUUACCUAACUGGGAAGGCAUGCGUACUACCAGAAGAGUUCGAGAAUUGUGGUGGCAGGGGUUACCCCCAAGUGUUCGUGGGAAGGUCUGGAGUCUAGCUAUAGGAAAUGAAUUAAAUAUUACUCAUGAACUCUAUGAAAUCUUCUUAUCCAGAGCCAAGGAACGAUGGAAAAGCUUCAGUGAGACAAAUUCAGAGAAUGAUCUAGAAGAUGGGAUAAGCUGAGGAAUGGAAAACCUAGUAGCCCUUCUCUGUACCUGUUUCAGUUUGAAUUCACUUUUUUUUCUCUCUCUCUCCAAGGGAGGUCCAUAUCAUGAUCUCUUGCAUAGUGUCUUAGGAGCAUAUACGUGUUACAGACCUGAUGUGGGAUAUGUACAAGGGAUGUCCUUCAUUGCCGCAGUACUCAUUCUCAAUCUGGAAGAGGCAGAUGCUUUCAUUGCCUUUGCAAACCUCCUAAACAAGCCAUGCCAGCUGGCCUUUUUUCGUGUGGAUCACAGCAUGAUGCUGAAAUAUUUUGCAGCGUUUGAAGUAUUCUUUGAAGAAAAUCUCCCAAAACUAUUUCUUCAUUUCAAAUCAUAUAGUCUUACUCCAGACAUAUACUUGAUAGACUGGAUCUUCACACUCUACAGCAAGUCACUACCACUUGAUCUGGCCUGUCGAGUCUGGGAUGUCUUUUGUAGAGACGGAGAAGAGUUUUUGUUUAGAACAGGAUUAGGAAUCCUUCGAUUAUAUGAAGAUAUCCUCCUACAGAUGGACUUCAUUCAUAUAGCACAGUUUCUAACAAAACUGCCUGAAGACAUCACAUCAGAAAAGCUUUUUAGUUGCAUUGCAGCUAUUCAGAUGCAAAAUAGUAACAAAAAAUGGGCCCAGGUGUUUGCCUCACUAAUGAAGGACAACAAAGAAGCUGACAAGAACCAUAGCCCAGCACUGAAAAGCUAAUCUCCAUAAUGUAAAGGUCUAUUGACAUUGUAGAAAACCACUUGAUUAAAAAGGAAUUAUUACAUCAUUUUUACAUGAAAACCACUAUAGAGAAAAGCUUAAGAAAUAUGAAGAGAGACAGUAUUUGACUGAAUAUAGUGGCAGAAAUUGAUGAAAUCUUCAGUCUGUUGCCAGUAUUAAGUAGCUUUUUGUGGGAAGAAUUGUUUUCACAGAGAGCAAAAUACUAAAACUUGUGAAACUGAGAAGUGGGUAAUAAAUAUUUAAUAUUUAAAAAGAAUCUGCUGAAUGCAAUAAACAUUUGUAAUAAAUUUUGUUGGUACUUACAAAAAUUUAGGCAUACAUUUUUUUACAAAUACCACAAAGGCACUUUUUUGGGAGAGUAAUGAAAACGUUAAAUAUUAAAUGAGGCCCAAGAACUGCUAUCUGAACCAAACACUCUGGUACAAAUAUUACCUCCACAAUUAACCAGUAAGAAAUAUUGUGGACCAAAUGAGUUUGUUUAGGUUAGUUUGUACCAGAUAAUAUAAAGCGUUGGGGUAUGUCUUAUUUAGCUCACUUAAAUUGUAGCUUCAUUCUUCAGCUUAGGCAAAUUUAACUCAGGAGCCAUGGAAAUAUUGUGCCCAGUCCUGCUACAGAUGAAAUUGGCAGCAAAAGACCAGUUGACUUAAAUGGUGGUAAGAUCAGGCCCAUUAUUUGUAGUGUAUUAUAAAAGUGUUUGUACACUGCAAAUUAAAGUAUAAUGGUAGCAUGGGUAGGUAUACUGCUGCUACAGUUCUUAAUCUAGUUAGCAUGGGUAACAGAUGGCUUCAGUCAUUUGUUUUUUGAAGUGUUGGGUGUGCAGCUUACUUCAUGGAAUAUCCACUUAAUUUUCCUUUUAACAGUUAUUUGCCACCAACAGUUUUUUUUAUCUUGCUUAACCAUUACUAAUAAAAGAAAUGGUUCACUCUUAUGCUUGAAGGUAAACACUAAAAACAAUCUUCUGACAAGUUUCUGUAUGUUUUCAGGAGCAUUGAUACUAUAAAUUUCAGUCCACACACAAAUGCUGAAAAAAAAUGCAGACGGAAUAGUUUUUGAAACUUUUUUAUGGUGUGCAAUACUAAAAAAUCCAAAAAGCAUAUUGUUUGGCAGUACUUUUAAUUGUAUGAGAAAUAAGAUCAUAUGGUAAAUGUCACACAAGCAGAAAUUUCCUAGUUUCUAAAAUAUGUAAAACACAACAUUCGAUCUUAG
Chelonoidis abingdonii (Abingdon island giant tortoise) is the source of this 3507-nucleotide messenger RNA. The record is from RefSeq and is a predicted model, not a curated record. NCBI's taxonomy places the organism in Eukaryota, Metazoa, Chordata, Testudines, Testudinidae.